Penicillium cosmopolitanum is the source of this 342-nucleotide messenger RNA. Its product is annotated as pyridoxal phosphate-dependent transferase. The transcript has a single exon. Bases 1 to 342 code for a protein of 113 amino acids. The record is from RefSeq and is a predicted model, not a curated record. Lineage: Eukaryota; Fungi; Ascomycota; Eurotiomycetes; Eurotiales; Aspergillaceae.
AUGCGCGACACGACUGAAGGCCUGAACAGUUUUAUCCGUGGCAUCGAAUUCACACCGGGAGAUAACGUGGCGAUUUUGGACUCCGAACACCCCAAUCAUGCACAUGGCUGGAUGGCCCUUCGGGAGGCAGGACUCGAAGUGCGACAAGUUCCGACGAUUCCCGAAUCCGAGAAAACAGGUAACGUCGUCGAGGCUGAUGCGGAGACUUUUGCUCCGUAUGUCGACGGCCGAACACGUGCUAUUGGCCUCAGCUCCGUGAUAUUUCACAGCGGGCAGAAGAAAGAUAUCAAGGAUAUCUGUGAUGUAUACCGGCUAGGGCCUGAGGAACGAUUUCAUUAUUGA